AUGAUGAAAUUCAUUAAUAAAAUAUUUUUCCAAUAAACCAGAAUGGAGAAAAGUGUAUUAUAUUGCCGCUUAAAAGGCUUUAAUCAAUAGAACUAUUUGGAUUAUAUUCAUCAAACCAUUGACUCUGAUUAAACAUUAUAGGAUAUUUUCUAAGAUCAGACAGGAUAAUUGGGGUUUAAAAAUUAUCUCAAACAUGAGAUUUUCAAUAAUCCUAAUUAACUAAGAUCAGAUUUGGAUGCUAUAUACUAAUAAUGGGACACCAAAGCUAAAGUCCAAUUAAAAAGAGUAGAAAAUUUUAGAUUAAUAAUGUUAAUGUACUUGGGAUUGUUAGAGCGAGACUUCUCAAAAGGAGGAUUUUAUUUAAUUGAUAUGGCUUACAUAAAAUAGACCAAAAGUCAUCUCUGUUAAUAGAAAUUAAAAUGUUUUAAGCACUAUAUAAAAACAUUUUAUUUAAAUUAAGAUUCUAUUAAGGAUUAAUAGUUAGUGUUUUCAAAGAAUUCGAUAACUAAAGAGUAGUUCGUUAAAAAUUUUGACUAAACUAAUAACCAGAUCAUUGACUUUGAAUUUACCUAAUUGAAGAAUGAAGAUCAUAAAAAUUCUACUGUUGUUGAUUUUGCUGAUGAAAACAUUGGAGGACUUGUUCUUGACACUUGGAAUUGUGCAUAGGAAGAAGUAAAAUUAUAUUUUAUUUUAAACUAGGUCAUAAUGCUCAUAUACCCUGAAGCUAUUACAUGUAUGCUUUUUAUCCCAAAGAUGAAAGAAACAGAAGCAGUAUUAAUCGAAAACUUGAAAAAAUAUAGCAACUAUACCGGAUAUGAAAAGACAUUUGUAAGUUUCCCUAAUGAAGAUAUCCGAGAUAGUUAUAAUGUUCUGGUAUUUUUAAUUAAUAUUACAAAGGCAAUUGAUGCUAAACCAUUUUAUAGGGAUGACUAAUUUACAAAAGACAACAUAUAUAGAGAACUGUUAAAAUGUUAUGCAGGUUUUGAACUAUCCUUGAAAAACCAGCCUAAUUGUGAUAUUUCUACAGGGAGAUGGGGUUGCGGAAUUUUUGGUGGUAAUAUUUAUUUAAAGGCUUUGAUUUAACUUUUAAGUUUUGCUGUUGCUACCAACCAAGUCAAACAAUCAAAGUCAAAAUUAAUUAUCAAUUGUGUUAAUGAUUAAUCAUUGUUUGAAUUUGGAGCCACGCUAAAAUAAUUGUUAUAAUCGUCAGGAACCUAACUUAAUGUAAUUAAUCUAAAGGAAUCAAUUUUAUUUUUAUAAAGUGGAAUAGAUGAUAGCAUGUUGUAAAAUUAGAAUACCUAAUUGAUUAAAUAAAUAUUUACAAUUUUGACAAAAGACAUUCCCUAAGUCCAAAAGCUAAGUUAACAAAUUAAUUCUAAUGAUAAAGUAGAUGCAUUAUAAUAAAAUAUUAAACAAGGAGAAGGUCAAUAAUAACAGAUUAAUAAAAAUAUAGAAAGUCAAUAUUAGGAUAAAGAAUAAUAUUAGAAAAGAAAGACAAUUAUUUCUGGGUAAACAAUUUGUAUUGCUUUUGGCAUUUUGGCUUCUCUUUACAUAUUUAUAAAAUGAG
Paramecium octaurelia is the source of this 1567-nucleotide messenger RNA. The record is from the annotation of a GenBank genome assembly. NCBI's taxonomy places the organism in Eukaryota, Ciliophora, Oligohymenophorea, Peniculida, Parameciidae.